UGGUAUAGGGGCUUGGAUCCUACAGACUGUCAGGAAGAGGUCCAGGGUCUGGAAAGAGAGACAGAGUGGGAAUGGAGAGAGAGAGAGAGCGACAUACAGACAAACAGUAGUAAAAGAAAGCAAGCAAAAUGUUGAGCUGAGUUUCAGGAAUGCUGCAGGUUGGUCUUUCUGGGUGACAAAUAUCUGAAGGAACCUAACUCUGGCUUUUGAUUCUGGUGGGAACCGAAGAUUCAUUUAAAGUCCUGAUUUUCAGUAAUGCAACCACAACUUCGUGAGGACUUAAUGUCCACACCGCCUCACGUCAUUUCUAAUGAGUUGAAAGCUGUAAUUCUUCUCAGACCUUUCAAGGCUAAUGAUGUGGAACAACAGGCUGGUGUCGCAUGUGAGAAAUGGUCCCUGGGGAAAGACAUUGGAGAGCAACGUGCACAUGUCGAACUGUAUCACAGUAAAGAGUCUCAGCCUUUCAGGAGUUAUUGAAUCAGAAGCAUACAGCACAGAUGGAGGCCAUUCAAUCCAUUGAGGUAGAUGAUGAGAUUUCCUCUGACUGCAACCAUCUGUUGUGGAACUACAAAUUUAACCUGACUACAGACCCUAAAUUUGAAGCUGCAGCAGGGGAAGUUUGCAAAACCACCCUAGGUGAAGUGAAGGAGUGUGCUGAUCAGGAGCCAGGGAAAGGCUAUGUCAUUUCCUGCUUGAUCGAACAUCGUGCAAACAUUACUGAAUACCAGUGCCGCCAGUUCAUAACCAAAAUGACAGCCAUCAUUUUCAGUGAUUACCAACUCAUCUGUGGUUUCAUGGACAGCUGCAAGAAUGAUAUCAACCAGCUCAAAUGUGGCAGCAUUCGGCCUGGCGAGAAGGAUGUACAUUCACAAGGAGAGGUGGUAUCCUGUUUGGAAAAGGCUUUGGUGAGCGAAGACAAAAUAAUUUCUGAUAACUGUAAGAAAGCCAUCCUGCGUGUAGCUGAACUCUCUUCAGAUGAUUUCCACCUAGACAGACAUCUGUACUUCUCCUGCAGAGAUGAUCGAGAGCGCUUUUGUGAAGAUAUUCAGGGUGGAGAGGGCCGUGUAUACAAGUGCCUUUUCAACCACAAGUUUGAAGAAGCCAUGAGUGAUAAGUGUCGUGAGGCACUCACAACACGACAGAAACUGAUCGUUCAGGAUUACAAAGUGAGUUACUCCCUGGCCAAGGCAUGUAAAAAUGACCUCAGGAAAUAUCGGUGCAAUGCAGAGAACUUGCCGCGUGCCCGCGAGGCUCGACUUUCCUACUUGUUGCUCUGUCUGGAAUCUUCGGUGCAUCGAGGUCGACAGGUGAGCGGCGAAUGUCAAGGAGAGAUGUUGGAUUAUCGUAGAAUGCUAAUGGAGGAUUUUUCACUGAGCCCUGAAAUUGUCCUCAACUGUCGCAGUGAGAUUGAACUGCACUGUUCAGGCCUGCACCGGAAAGGCCGGACAUUACACUGUUUGAUGAGAAUGGGUCGAGGUGAUAAGGGCAGUCUGGGACAGAACUGCCAGCAGUCACUUCAGUCCCUAAUUCAAGAAACAGACCCUGGUGCAGACUACCGUAUUGAUCGAGCACUGAAUGAAGCCUGCGAGUCUGUCAUCCAAACAGCCUGUAAACACAUCCGCAAUGGAGAUCCAAUGAUCCUCUCAUGCUUGAUGGAGCACCUGUACACAGAAAAGAUGGUGGAGGAGUGUGAACAUCGCCUGCUUGAGCUGCAGUACUUCAUCUCCCGUGACUGGAAACUGGACCCCGUUCUUUAUCGCAAGUGCCAGGGUGAUGCUUCCAGACUUUGCCAUACUCAGGGUUGGAAUCAAACCAGUGAGAUGCUGCCCCCUGGAGCAGUGUUUUCUUGUCUAUAUCGUCAUGCUUAUCGUACAGAAGAACAAGGACGCAGGUUAUCCAGAGACUGUCGAGCAGAGAUUCAGCGAAUUCUUCAUCAACGAGCCUUGGAUGUGAAGUUGGAGCCUGCAUUACAAGAACGAUGCAUAAUAGACCUGGGGAAGUGGUGCAGUGAAAAGACAGAUCCUGGGCAGGAACUGGAGUGUCUCCAGGAUCAUCUUGAUGAUUUGGCAGUGGAUUGUAGAGACAUUGUGGGUAACCUGACGGAGUUGGAGUCAGAGGAUAUUCAGAUUGAAGCCUUACUGAUGAGAGCCUGUGACCCUGUCAUUCAAGCGUACUGUCAUGAGUUAGCAGAUAAUCAGAUUGAUAGCGGGGACCUGAUGGAGUGCCUGGUUCAAAAUAAACAUCAGAAGGAGAUGAACGAGAAGUGUAUUGUUGGAGUCACACACUUCCAGUUGAUCCAAAUGAAAGAUUUCCGCUUCUCCUACAAGUUUAAGAUGGCAUGUAAAGAAGAUGUAUUGAAACUGUGUCCAAACAUUAAGAAGAAGGUGGAUGUUGUGAUCUGUCUGAGUACCACAGUUCGGAAUGAUACGCUUCAGGACAACAAGGAACAGCGUGUUUCUAUAAAAUGUCGCAAACAGCUGCGUGUGGAGGAACUGGAAAUGACCGAGGACAUCCGUUUAGAGCCUGAACUAUAUGUAUCUUGCAAAACAGACAUUGAAACGCACUGUCAGAAUGUACCAUUUGGGAAUGCACAGGUGGUUGAGUGUCUCAAAGAUGUGAAGAAGCUUCUGUCCAACCGCUGUCACGACAAAAUCUUCAAACUGCAGGAGACAGAAAUGAGUGACCCUGAGCUGGACUAUACUCUCAUGAGAGUCUGCAAGCAAAUGAUUAAGCGUUACUGUGCUGAUGCUGACCCAAAGAACGUGUUGCAGUGUCUGAAGCAGAAUAAGAAUGCUGAACUGAUGGACCCCAAGUGCAAGCAGAUGAUAACCAAGCGACAGAUCACACAGAACACUGAUUACCGUUUAAAUCCAGUUCUGAGGAAAGCCUGCAAGGCUGACAUCCCCAAGUUUUGCCAGUCUGUUUUGAAUAAUGUAAAGGAUGGCAAAGAGCUGGAGGGUCAGGUCGUCUCCUGUCUGAAACUGAAAUAUGCUGACCAGGUACUGACAGGACAGCGUUUGUCUUCUGACUGUGAAGAUCAGAUCCGUGUGAUUAUCCAGGAGUCAGCCCUGGACUAUAGGCUGGACCCUCAACUCCAGAUACACUGCACUAAAGAGAUUAAUACCCUGUGUGCCGAGGAAGCGGCAGCACAGGAACAGACUGGCCAGGUGGAGGAGUGCUUGAAAAUCAACCUGUUGAAGAUUACAGGAGAAUCUUGCAAAAAGGAGGUGUUGAACAUGCUUCAAGAGAGUAAAGCGGACAUCUUUGUGGAUCCAGUGCUACAUGCAGCCUGUGGCCUAGAUAUCAAACACCAGUGUGCUUCAAUCCUACCUGGCAAGGGACGCCAAAUGUCAUGUUUGCUGGAGGCACUGGAAGAUAAAACUGUGAGAUUGCAACCAGACUGUAAGAAGAGAUUACAAGAUCGCUUGGACAUGUGGAGUUAUGCAGCCAAGGUUGCUCCAGCUGAGGGAUUUUCAGACUUAGCCUAUCAAGUUAUGACAUCUCCAUCCAAAAAUUACCUUAUGGGCUUGUUGGCACUAGGAGUCUGCAUCCUGUUUCUACUGGGUAUGACCUGUGGCCGGAUCACUAAACGAGUGACACGGGAACUGAAGGAUAGAUUUUACCUGCAGAACAAAUGGUGCGAACCAACAACUGCUGCCUCUGCUCCAGCCGGACUCCUCUCUUUAGUUUCCUGUAGACUUGGUUCCCAUUGUGUAUCUGAAUCACGUUCGCCCAGAUCAAACAAGUUUUACUGGUAGCAGUCUCAUCCAACAGAGAUUCUCAACUGUAGGAAAGGUAACUGCCACAAAUGGAAUGAAUCCAAAGAAUAAUAUCAGUUCAUGUAGAAUGCUGUAGACACAGUCUGCUUCAGCCUUUUGCUUUGUCCCUUUUUGAUCAUAUAACACUUUCUGGUCUUGCCUUGUUUUUAUUUUGGAGAUUAUAUUCUUUUCACACUUUCUUUUGGUGAUGGUGGGAAGGAGGAAGAGAAAAGCUGGCUAUGGUUUCAACCACUGUAGCCCACAUUGUAAAUUAAAUACUGAGUAUUGGUAGUUUGAAAGGACUUAUCUGUGCAUAUAGUGAGGUAUGAGCCACCCAUUAAGGUGCCUAGAGGUAUCGAGGCCAAAACUAACUUGCAGUAUAUUUGACAUGUUUGGCAUUACAUAAAAUUGUGGUACUCGUUUUCAUCUGCUUCCUGUGCUUUGGUGGUUGAGCCACUUGGAUUGUCAGCUUCCGAUCAUGGGCUGAUGACACUCACUCCAAGGAGAUAAAGCUCACCACUGAAUCUCUAAGAACGGUUUACCCUGCAAAUGUAUUCAAGUUACGUCACUUUUUAUGCCCUGGAUGAGGCUAGGAAUUGACCUUUAUCUAAAUUAAGCCAUGGUUCAUUAAGAUAUCUAUGUAUUUCUGUACAUGGGUGCACUUUUAUUUCACAGCUGCAUUCUGAUUAUGGUACUCUGGGAUAAAGGUUGACUGGUGGGAAACAAGACAGCCUGAAAUCUUUUGGUUGAAUUUUAGGGGAAUAAAAUAAUUUCAUAUGAGGUGCGUUUUCACAUGCACACUGAAUUAUGCAGUCACAUUGGUACAUACUAAGGUGGCAUAAGGUGUACAGCAUUAAACUUUUGCACAUUAGUAUGUUGUAAAAAAAGUAACACUGAUUUGGAAUAAAAUUACAUCUGGAGAGAAGUAAAAUUCUGUGGCAGUAUAUUUGCUGGUUUUAAAAAUUCUGUUAAAACAAUUGCCAAACUCUACUAGUUUUUUGAAGUCUUUUUUUAAGCUCCAAGUGUACAGUGUGGUCAUUAAUGCAAGGUUAAUUUGCACAAAGUGAACUGGCUGUUUUGAUCAGCCUCAGUCGUUGACAGGAUCUCUGUUGGAUGCACCUGGGGGUGCUACCAGUGAUCAACACCAUUCCACUAGACUGUGUUGUGAAUCUCUAUGGCCAUAGCCUUCUAUACAAAUUGCUUCUGAACAAGUUACAAUAAUCUAAUCAGGAAAUGUACAUUUUAAAUACUGAUCUCUUGACCGCUAACAGAAGUAUCAUGCAUAUUUUAUUUUCUCCUUUUGUGUUUAAUCUUCAGCCUUAUUUAUUGUUUACUAAUAAAUUCUAGCAGGGUCACAGCCUGUAAUUAUCGACUCUUUUCUGUUGCCUUCUGUUUUAAAUUCUCGUGUGGAUUUGCCUGGUUACUCUGGUGACUGCCAUCAUGGUGAAGGGGUGGCCUGCAUGUUGCAGACUUGGGAUGAUCUGUUUUUUUUUAAAUUUCCUUUGUAUUAGGGGUGUUUAAAAUUUUUUAAUACAGAAUAUCUGUAGUGAAAUUGUGUACAGUGAGACUCUUUGGCGUCGCCCUCCGUGUUGUACAGACAAGACGCGAAAAGUCGUGCGUUGUACUGCUAUAGGUGUCGAUGUCACUUUGAAGUAAAAUUUACAAACUGUAGGGUUUUGUAAAUUUUUUGUGUAUAAAAUCCGCUUCAUGAACGUACAAGAUACUUGUUCCCGAUCAUGCUGUGUAAUUCAAGAUGUUAAUGAAAUCCUAACAUACAGGCUCUUUGUUCUGUACAGAUGAAAUGGCAGAAUUUAUUAAUAAAAAGGUCUGCAGGUUUUUAAA
This is a messenger RNA of Carcharodon carcharias (great white shark), 5600 nucleotides long. It is a transcript of the gene glg1a, whose product is annotated as golgi glycoprotein 1a. The transcript is spliced from 29 exons. Gene Ontology annotation, cellular component: Golgi membrane. Bases 498 to 3758 code for a protein of 1086 amino acids. The record is from RefSeq and is a predicted model, not a curated record. Gene Ontology annotation, molecular function: fibroblast growth factor binding. NCBI's taxonomy places the organism in Eukaryota, Metazoa, Chordata, Chondrichthyes, Lamniformes, Lamnidae.